GUCGAACGCACUCCUCGAUUGUCGUCGCUGUAAUUUCCAUCGGACUUGAACGCAGCAUACGUGGGACACGGAAGCUCCUGUAUCGCAGCCUGGUUUCUCCCGACCACAGCCAGCUAGCCUGCUAGCAUCACCAGCCUGGCGUUGGACUCUGGCACGGCUGCGCAUGGCUCGUCGUCUGGAUAGUGAACCCCCUGCAGUGAGUGGAUAACCCGCUGCAGAUACAAACACACCUGGGAGAGACCUCGAAGCUGCUGCCUCUCCCGGCGUCUCCCUGCUCGAGUCUCCCGUCGAAGAUGUCAGCUUUCUCCGAGGCGGCUUUAGAGAAGAAACUGUGCGAGCUGAGCAACUCGCAACAAAGUGUGCAGACCCUGUCGCUGUGGCUCAUCCAUCACAGGAAACACUCGAAGACCAUCGUCAGUGUUUGGAUCAGCGAGCUGAAGAAAGCUCAGGUACCACGCAAGCUGACCUUCCUCUACUUGGCCAAUGACGUCAUUCAGAACAGCAAGAAAAAGGGGCCAGAGUUCACACAGGACUUUGCUCCGGUCAUCGUCGAUGCAUUCAAACACGUGUCCAGAGAGGGCGAGGAUGGCUGUAAGAAACAGUUGGGUCGGGUUCUGUCCAUCUGGCAGGAGAGAGGAGUAUACGAGAACAGCCUGAUCGAUCAACUCUCUCAAGUCUUGUAUGGCGAAAAAAAGGCUAAGAAGAGGUCGUAUGAGCAGAUCCGACCCGAUGAUGACGACUUUGCCUCCCAGAGCUCUCCAGCUGAGCCCCCACAGACAGCAGAGUUAAUCCGAGCUCUGCAGGAGCUGGAAAAUGCAGCCUCUGGCGACUCAGUGCUGCGUCAGCGAAUCUCCUCCCUUCCUGCUGAGGUGCAGGACACGUCACUGCUUCACAGGAUCACAGAUAAAGAAUCAGGGGAGCGGCUCUCCCGGCUGGUGGAGGAGGCCUGCAUGCUGCUCGCAGACUACAGUGGUCGCUUGGCAGCAGAGAUAGACGACAGGAGGCAGCUCACGCGCACGCUAACCGUCUUCCUGCAAAGCCAGAAGGAUGGCUUGGUCCAGAACGAGCAGAAACUCGAAGAAUACAAACGCAAACUGACGAGGGUAACCCAGGUCCGCAAGGAGCUGCGUUCGCGUCUGAACAAUCUUCCAGGACGGAUCUACAACUCCUCGGACUGACUGAAGUUUCACCUCCCGACCUUGUACCGGACAGGCCUCCGACUGAAACGUCUCCACCUGCAUCUCAGAUGUGUGAUCAGUGACGUCGCCACAGCCUCUGUUUUUGAUUUUUGGAAAGUGUCUUGCGUGUCCCUCUUUGUUGACCUGUGGUUUUCUUUCUGUCUUGGAACAGAUUUAUUUAUCCACAUUUUUCUGUUUGUGAGCUCAUCUCUUUGUGCUGUUUAUCAGUGCACUGUACACAAAGACCUAAAAUCCUCAGACACAGGCCUCCCAUGCUUUGGCCCCUGACCAUCAACCUUUUACAGCUUCACAGUGGUACGGAUGAUGCUGGUGUGAUAUUUUUGUAUUUAUAGCACAGUGAGACGAUAAUGCACCAGAGUAUAAGCCCUAAGUGUUACCAUUCAUUAUUUGGAUUGCUGUCAUAACUUCCUUUUGCUCUUUCUUUGUAGCUCUUUGUUUAAGGUACUUGCAGCAGCUUCUUACAAACUGGGAUGAUUUUUAUUUUAUGCAGUGCGAUAUGGCCUCCAAAGAGUAUUGUGUAUUUGUGAAAUCAUUAGCAAACCAUAUUCAGAGGCCGAGAUGAAAGCCACGAGCCUCAAAGCAAACAUAUGUAAUUAUCAUUUACAUAAAGCCUCUUUGUGAGAGGGCUGUGUAUCAUCUGUGAUUGUAAAUGGCAUGUAAAUAUAAUGGAGUUAUACCUUUAAGCGCUCAUGAUUUGUACCAACAUGGUCAUUCAGACAAAGUACUGAUUUGCCUCUAUACAAUGAUAUACUUGCAGUUGCCCAUUACACCCAACACGGUAAUGAAACAAUGAGUGAAGCUGUCUGUUGUCUUGUUUACCAUCACACACAUGAUUGAUCAUUUUACCCUCAAGUCUGCUGUAUGCUGUGCCGACACCUCGCGCAGUUUGAGAAGAGCCCCGGUUUCCCAAGUGUGAUGUAAAAGCAGCCGUUUGUUUUUGUGGCUGUGGAGCAAAUUAGUCUAAGAACCAAAAUAAACAAAGUGUUCAAACCCCUUCA
Hippoglossus stenolepis (Pacific halibut) is the source of this 2197-nucleotide messenger RNA. Its product is annotated as regulation of nuclear pre-mRNA domain-containing protein 1A. NCBI's taxonomy places the organism in Eukaryota, Metazoa, Chordata, Actinopteri, Pleuronectiformes, Pleuronectidae. Gene Ontology annotation, cellular component: RNA polymerase II, holoenzyme. Gene Ontology annotation, biological process: mRNA 3'-end processing. The record is from RefSeq and is a predicted model, not a curated record. Gene Ontology annotation, molecular function: RNA polymerase II complex binding. Bases 294 to 1178 code for a protein of 294 amino acids. The transcript has 7 exons.